Molecule: messenger RNA, 984 nt
Organism: Quercus lobata
Lineage: Eukaryota; Viridiplantae; Streptophyta; Magnoliopsida; Fagales; Fagaceae
Exons: 1
Coding region: 1-984 (327 amino acids)
Molecular function (GO): RNA-DNA hybrid ribonuclease activity; nucleic acid binding
Source: RefSeq, a predicted model, not a curated record
AUGGGGACACCUAGGGCAGUGAAAAGUCAGGCUAUAGUAGAUUUAUUGGCGCAGUUUCCAGGAGAGGAAGAAUUCCCACUGGAUGAUGAAAUUCCAGGGGAAGUAGCUAUGGCAGAAGAAGUUAGGGAACAGUGGGUAAUGAAAUUUGAUGGGUUUUCUACUACCCAUUUCGGAGGGGUGGGAGUAGUUUUGUAUCAUGAAAAAGACAAGGCAGUGGCACUGUUAUUUAAGUUGGAAUUCCCCUGUUCAAACAACACAGCGGAGUACGAGGCCUAUCUAACUGGGCUUGCCACGACGCUCGAAAUGGGAGUCAAACAUUUGAAAGUGCUGGGAGAUUCGAACUUGGUCGUCUGUCAGGCCAAAGAAAGUUUUUCCUUAAAGGAGCCCAGCCUAGCCUCGUACAGAGCGAUGGCCCAGAGAAUGGAAGAGAAAUUCUCAACCUUUGAGAUAGAACAUGUUCCAAGAAACGAAAAUCGGUUUGUGGAUGCGUUAGCUGCACUGGGUUCGCAAAUAAUCUUCAAAGGGAAUAGCACUAAUAUGGAAGUCAGCAAGAGGGAAGAAUCCAUCAUUGAGGUGUUAAAGGAAAAGUUUCGGGAGGAACAGGGCAAAGGGGAUUGGCGAAUCCCUAUAAAGGAAACCUUGGUGAAGGGAGACGACGCAGCAAAAUCGAAGAUAUUAAAAGACUAUGCCUUGGUAAAAGAAGAGUUGUACUGCAGGAUGCCAGGUGGGGUUUUAUCCAGAUGCGUGGGCCAGGAGGAAGCCCAGAGAAAAUUGAAAGAAAUACACGACAAGACUUGCGGGUCUUACGGGGAAGUCAGUCUUUACCGCAGACUCCAGAGGCAGGCUUCUAUUGGCCAAGCAUGGGUAAAGACGCAGAUCAAGUCCAAACCCAGUUUGGAACCUGCCAGCUUGCGACAAACAGGGAGGAGAAUUACGCUGUGUUCAUCAGCGAGGAUUGGAGAAGCCCUUUCAUGUAGUACCUAA